AUGCCCUGCGUCGUCGACCUUUCCCCCGAGCAGGCCCGCAGCCGACAGCCGGUUGCAAGUUCGUCAAGCACUCCCUAUGAUGAUACACAUGCGCGCAAUGCUCCCGCCGCCAAAGCACGAGGACGCCCUCGCAAGAGAGCAAGAAGCGUGCAAGACGAGUCAAUGCAGAUGAACAUCGAGCAUGACCCCGAGGUGAAAGGUGGGCGUAGCCUGCCGACGAGCACCAGUCGGCCGACACAGAUGAAGAGACGCGAAGAUGAUGGCACUGAAGAAGAGGUGGAGUCUGAAGAGCUAGCGGAUGAUGACGAUACGGACGACGAGCAGGCUAUCGGACAGACAGUCGACUUUGAUACCCUCGCCCGCGAAGCAGGCAGGAUCGCAGAGGAUAUCGACAACAAUGAUCCAUCGGCCAUCGCGCUCAGUAGAAGCCUGCUCGGUCAAGCGGCCAUCUCGCCUGAACUCGGCCUCCCAGACCGCAAGGGAUCUCGCCAACGUGCUCAGUCAGAGAUUGAGAUCGAUCCUAUGCUCACGACGCCUGGAGAUAUCGACGACUUUCGUCAAGAACUCAGACGCACUUCCAUGAAAGGCAGACGGUCACGAGUCAAGUCACGCAUUCGCGGCGCGAAACGUCAGGUCGAGCCCACAGCAGAGGUAGCUCGACUGCUCGGGGAUGCCAACGAGAGCUUUGUCGGCCAGGAUUAUCCGGCUGCAAUCCUCAAGCUCACUCGCAUCAUCAGGCUGCAGCCCAAUCUCGCGACCGCAUGGCACACGCUAUCUGCGAUCAACAAAGAUCUUGGCAAUGUCGAGAAAGCCCUCAUGUUUGAUCUCGUGGGUGCUCACCUGCUGGACGGUGAGGUCGAUAUAUGGUUCGAGCUCGCGCAGCAGUCUAGAGAUUUGAAUCAGAACGUGCAGGCUAUAUACUGCUACAGUCAGGUCCUUGCGGCUGACAAGAACGAUGUCGAUGCGCUAUGGGCCAAGGCAGAGCUCAGCGAACAGAUUGGCGAUACUCGCACGGCGGUGGCCACUUUUCGCAGGCUCGCUAAAGCCUACCCAUUCGAUCUGCCAACUGUCCGCAAACUCACAGGGCUUUUCUAUCGCGACAAUUACUUCACACAAGCGGCAGACAUGAUGGUGCAGGCAUUCGAGCAUCAUCGUCAGCAGACCCUUGAGCCCCUGCGGCAGGAAGACACCGCUAGAUUCACCGCAGACGACCUUGAUCUCAUGGCCCAGGCUUUGCAAGCUGCUCAACGGUAUCGCGAUGCUUGCAGGUACAUUCGCGAAGGUCAGAGAUGGCUCGGCGAGCGUGCUCACCAGACUUUCUGGGCAGCAUUCGAAGACGAUCGAGAAUUCGACAUUGAUCGCACCAUGACAGCGAGGCCCAUCAAAGGCGAGACGACCGUAACGCAACAGAUACUCGAGCUCGCUCUGUCUUGUCCGGUGUAUUCGCUGCCUGCACGCCUCCGCUUGCGGCUUGCGAUCUGCCGAGUCCUGUCUCACAAUUCGACAGAAAGCAAGCUUCAUCUACUUGCGAUCGACAAGAUCUCAGUUGCCGAUCACUGGGCGGUAUGUGGGGAGCUUGCAGACUCGUUGCUCGCUACGCAGCAAUUUCAAAGCGCCAAAGUCAUCUACGAGCAGAUGCGUCUCAUCGACGACAAUUCGCCUACUCUGUACAGAAACCUGGCUCGAUGUUAUACGGGUCUGGAACUGUACCCCAAGGCAAUAGAUAUAAUAUCUGCCCUGCUCGACAACGAUCCGAACGAUCUUGCGCUCAAGGAAGAGCUUGGCAACCUUUGGGUUAAGCAAGGCAACGUACAGCGCGCGGUCCAGCUACUCGAGGAGGUUGCUGUCGUGCGAAGAGCCAGUCAGCCUCCUCCAGAUUCGGACAACGAGUACUAUCCUUCGGAUUAUGCUGGCUCCGACGAGGAGAAGUACCUUGGCUUGUUCGGAAAGGCAGACAAGCAAACGCUCGCAUCCCAACGAAAACGUGACCGAAGAGAUCGACGAGGCAGACAACGACCGAUGCCAGCUCAUGUACGAGAACAGAAUGAGCGCGAACGGUGCGCUGCUUUCGGCGAGGCGCUUGAUGAGCUCGAUCGACUGUCCACCCUGAUGAAGCAAGGUGGAAUAGAGGCUCGUAACGCAUGGUUCGAAUUGGCGGCUGGGCACAUAGAGGACUAUCAAAAUAGCAAGGUACUCUUCCCGAGGGACUCAUGGAAGGAGCAGCAAGAGCUCAAGUCGCGGUGGCUCCCGAUAAGCAUGCUGGGCGAUUGUUAUACAGAACUCCCGAAACGGCUGGCUGCUCUGACGGAGGACGAGCAAAGAGAUACGGUCAAAGUGGAGGUCUUUCGCGGUCUCGAUUUCGACGGCUGGCUUGCAUUUGUCAUGCAGUAUGCUUUCGCACUGUGCGAAUACGGCGACUGUUCUGGAGCCCGUCGGACCCUCAAGAUCGUCAGCGAGUCAGCUGUCAUGAUUCAGGAUAAGAUUCGCAUGCAAAGCAUCCGUCUCGCGUAUUGCGCGGUUGCUCUGCGUGAGCGCAGAUAUGACGAGAUUGUGGUGCAAAUCCGGCAGAUCAUGAUGCACAACCAAUUCCAAACAGAACCUAUACGUUUAUUGCUGGCAGCUCUCGGUUCUGGCUAUCAAGCCGCCGAAGCUCUAGCAGCGUCAAAGAUGCAAAAGUUCUUAGCUCGACAGAAGCGUUGGAUCGAAGAUGAAGCAGCUGGCAAUGCUCAUCGAGCGAGUGUCAAACACAUCCGCUCCAGAAAGCAUGCCGCCGAGAGAGCUCACAAGGUCGCCAGAAGAACGCAGAAACGGAAAAGACAAGGGUGCGAGGAAGCAGACGAUGCAAGCGAGCCUGAGGCGGAAGCCGAAGAGGAAGAGGAAGACGAGGCAGAAGAAUACGUCUUUGAUGAUAACUCAUGGAAGCCGACACGCAAGAAUCCCUAUUUUGCAUUUCUAUACGGCAAUCUGAUGCUCAAUGGCAAAAGCUUUGGCGCAUCAAUCUUUCAUUCUCUUGCUGGUUGGGAUGACCUCGACGAUUGUCCCGCCGCGGCUCUGUCAAUUGCGAUCUCGUACAUACAUCGAUCUAUGCAACGUCAAAGUGAUAAUCGGCACCAUCAGAUCGCACAAGGUUUUGCAUUCCUUGGCAAGUAUGCUGAGUUGCGUGGACAGUGUCAAGAGGUGGAUUUUAACUAUGGGCGCGUCUUUCAAUACCUUGGCCUCAAUGAUUGGGCGCGUAGACGCUAUGAAGCUGUCUUAGCAGGAUCAGCGGCGACUUCUCUCUCGACCGACCAGAUAUCGACGCGCUCGCUUCAGCUCGAUUAUGCUCGCGAAGCCGCGUACAGUCUUCAAGUCCUCUUGUUCGCCAGCGGCUCCAUGGACCUUGUGAAAAGCUUGGGCAACCAGUUUCUCUCCAUUCAGUAG
Mixia osmundae IAM 14324 is the source of this 3420-nucleotide messenger RNA. RefSeq lists its product as uncharacterized. NCBI's taxonomy places the organism in Eukaryota, Fungi, Basidiomycota, Mixiomycetes, Mixiales, Mixiaceae. Gene Ontology annotation, cellular component: transcription factor TFIIIC complex. Gene Ontology annotation, molecular function: protein binding. The record is from RefSeq and is a predicted model, not a curated record. The coding region runs from base 1 to 3420 and encodes 1139 amino acids. The transcript has 8 exons. Gene Ontology annotation, biological process: transcription by RNA polymerase III.